This is a messenger RNA of Staurois parvus, 326 nucleotides long. Lineage: Eukaryota; Metazoa; Chordata; Amphibia; Anura; Ranidae. The record is from the annotation of a GenBank genome assembly.
AUGUAUGUGAAAUGGUUUGAUACAGUAAUGUUUUACUAUGUGAUUUUAGUGAUUUUAGCGAAUGUCACUUUUUGUCAUUUUUGGAUUUCCCGCCGUUCCGUCCCCCGUACGUCCCAACGUCGCAGGAAACGGAACCCAGAAGACAGAUGCCGGCAUCCAUCGGAUUACAUUGCCGGGGACACUGCAGGAGGGACAUCGUGGGAGAGCAGGACAAGGUAAGUCAAGGUAAGUGAUCGAGGGAUCAUGGAGCAGCGCCGCAUAGUAUUCCUGAGUGUAGCUCGGGGUUACCACUUGUGCUACACUCGGGAAUACCGCCAGGGAGGUUA